UCGCCUGGCUGACAAGAAGGAAGCAACAGUGACAGAAGGACAAAGGAAAAGCAUUCUUGAUCAUCUGUGACUUCUUGAUGAUGUCAGUACAUGCAGUUAAGAAAGUUUCCUGAGACCAGCUCACAAGAAAAGGGUCGCCUUACCCUUACUGUCCGGAACUAUGAUGCCUCUCUUCUGGGUUCUGCUUUUGGCAAUGCUCCCUACGCUGGCUCUUUCCUCCGGUCCCGAUGAUUGCAAGAUCCAGGAGAUCGACAGUUCACAAUAUGUGUCUCCAGUACUGGAAUCAUUGCAAUGCCAUAAUGACUACAAGUCUUAUGUGCAGUGCAAGUGGAAGCAACACAUAAACACACCAUUGGAGCUCUGGUUCAAAACAGGAGAAAGCAGGAAGUUGUGUGUGCCAUAUGAUGCUACAAAUCUAGCUAACUGUAGAUAUGAAACAAAUGUGUUUUCCAUUGGCAUCAUCCACACCGCCUUCUUCCGUGAAAACAAGACUUUAAGUACCUGCUCCUCUGCUUCACACAAGCCUCUUCGUCUCUUGCAGCACUUGAGAACGCUCCCACCAGUGAAUCUGUCCACGCACGAUGCAGCUGAUGGAGGUCGAAAGCUCAUUUGGUCCAGCCCCUACCCCCCCUCCUCCUCUCUGAACAACAACCUCACAUAUCAGCUCAGCUACAAGAUGCACAGACAGAGCAGCUGGACGACUGUGGAUGUCACAAACACCAGUAUGACACUAGAGAGACAGUUGUUGCUUCCAGGCAACAGGUAUGAAGCCAGAGUGAGGGCCUGGGCCAGCAUGGGCCAGUGGAGUGACUGGAGUCCUGUGGUGACCUGGCAGACUAACGAGGACUUUGGGCAGCUUCCCACUUUGUACUGUGUUCUGGAUGGAGAGGAGGCGGUAACAUGUAGCUGGGAAGUGAGCAGAGAGCUGGCUAACACCAUUACCUACCAGCUGGCCUGUCAACACAAUGAGAAUGCGCCGUUUGAGGCAUGCUGUUUGAAACAAGCGGUCAGCUCUGACCUCAGUGAGACAAUGCUGAGGUACAGCUGCUCAAUGCCUGUCACAGACCCCGAACAUCUGCUGCUGAAACUUCUACCAAUGCACAAUGCCAAGAUUUUUAAAGCCCACGAACAUAUUCAUCUCAACCCACCACGAAAUGUAAACGUGAUGGAAAAAGACAAUAACUGGAUCGUGAAAUGGGAUGAACCAAACAAACAUGAAGAAUUUAGCCUGUAUUACCAGGUCUGUUAUUACAAGAAACAAGAUCAGGGCUCUUCUGUGCUACUGGAUGUUUCAGAUGGUUCCAUGUCUCUGACCAUCAUUGGAAAAUCGUUAGACCCGCUCCAGGAUUACCAGGUCAAGGUCAGAUCACUGGUUGCCUCUGGAUCAGGUUCAGAGUACAAAGGAAUCCCAUCAGAAUGGACUGAUCCUGAGGAGUGGACCUCCAAAGAAGCACUGAUAGUCUGGUCUUCCACCACCUUGAUCUAUAUCGUUGUCAGUGCAUUAGUGGCUGUGGUGUUCCUCACUCUGUACUGCACUAUUCCAGCUUGCCGAAGGAAGGUAAUUCUUUGGGUGGACUCAGUUCCGUCUCCAAGAAAAAGCAAAACCCUGUCUGAGUUUAUGUCGCCCAACAAUGGGACCCUCAUACAGCGUGAAAAGGUGUAUGUCUGCAAAGUGCAACAACUGGACAUCUUAUCUACAUGCUCAUCAGAAGCAUUACUGUGGCCAGCCAAGGACACUGAAAAGAAGUGCCUGGAUCAGGACGAAGGAUGCUGGAACUGCGAUAACCUGCCUUCCCCUACUGAGGAGGUUAAUGUCAGUGACACAUCUGCGAUGAGCUUCACUGGGCCAUACAUCCUCUGUCAGUCAACAGAAACCCCCCCCCAGUCAAUGAAUGCCAAGAAUGAAGAGAAGGACAUGGAAACCCCGUCAGAUGAUUCUGCAUCUCCUUCCCGUGGGAAUUUCACCCUUUACGGUGAAGGUUAUGUGUGUCUGCCCAGGAGCAACAUCUCCAGAUCCUCACAGGACCUCCUAUUUCACACUGAUGACAACACAAGUUCACACUGGCAUGACAGUGCUGAGCAGGACCGACAGUGCAAUGAUACAACACUGUGGCCCGUUAAGUCAGACAUCAUACCUGGCUCAAGUGAGGCCAGUGCUGUGGACAAACUGCCAGAAUACACAUCGGGACCUUUCACCAAUUGGCCUGAAGAGGCCACCAUACAGGCCUCAGGGUACUGCCACCUCCCCACAGCCUUCAUGAGAGCAGCAUAGUAGCCUGCAUAAUGUAAGGGAAGAUGUUACCAAAGAAGACCUACUACUUUCUCAGCACAUAAAAUUAUUUUGUUUUUACAUAAAUGUUGCGCUUCAUUACAAGUUGCUCAUGCUUCAGUGUGGGGGAAAAAAUGUUUUCAUUGUGACAUUUUUGAGAAGCUUUUUGCUUGUUUUUUAUUCUUACCUGACCAAGUGGCUCCAUAGUGUAGUGAUUGUUUACACAGUCUCCUAACAAGCAAAAGAUCCCAGGUUUGAUCCCAGAAAGUGGCACAACUUGUUUCGGGGUUGCUUCGGGAAGGGCAUCCAGUAUAAAAAUCUGCCAAAUCAAAAACAUGAAGCGACCCACUAUGGCGACACAGCUUUUAUUCUUGUGUGGCCAUUUGAGGGCAAUAGCGAGUCAAAUUUGUAGGAGCUCUAUAAGCUUAUAAAGGGAAAGAAUGCAAUAUUGUGGGAAGCGAAAUAAGUAUUUCGCAUUGAACUUUUCAAGGUAGUUUCCUGGCACAUAGUAGGAUGGGACAGUCUAAUUUAAUCUAAUGUAUUCCAAAUAGCAGCCGUGCAAAAGAGCCUUUGUGAAUCUCAAAGUGUUCAAUUUUUGUUGAGCCUGUGUCUAAGUGUUGUGCAUCUCUUCAAUUGCAUAGCACUAUCACUGACUUCCUUGUAUAAUCUUGCAACAUAAUGGCAGCCUUUCACACAGGAUGUGCAUAUUUAACCGCAGACUCGAAGAACUUGGUUGAAAUCUAGUCUUCUUUUAUGACUUCCUCAAAUUCGCUGCUGCCGUCACAGCUGAGGUGAAGAAGCUGCAUAAAAUUUCACAUCAUGGGAAAAGUGUGUGCUGUAGGUUUGCUAACUGCAAUGUUCAUGUACAACAUGCGUGUUUGCACAAAGGUGUCUGAGUUGGGACCUUGUUGUCAAUGUUAUAGCCCAAGUGUUGCUGAUGGCAUGUACAACAUGUUGUCUGAAUUGUGAUGUGCUGAUAGUGCUAAGAUAAGAAUAACUGUGUGCAAAGGUUUUAGCUCAGGACUGAUGUCACCAGACAUUUAAAAUGAGUACAGAGAACAUAUACAGUAUAUGCUAAUGUACUUAAUGGCAAUCAACAGUGAAGGAGUACAUGCUUUUUAUACCCUCAACUCUACUUUAAGAAACAUUGGGUUGACAAACUGUGUGAUAUGAAUGCACUCUGACUGUGAAUAAUCUUUAUGUUUAAGGACAUAAACUUUACAUUAAUUAUUUACAGCUGUGAACUGUAAUUAAAUGUUCUUGGGGGGGUGCUAGGUUUCUGUCUUAAUAUAAAAUGAAUAUAAUGAAGAAUAGAAGAAAGUCUUUAACUUAAAAUGAAGAGUCAGUAUGAUGCAGCAAUGAUGCAAAGAAGUGUUAAAAGAAAGAUGUUGCUAUGGUUGAUGUACAAUUAUGAAUGCACUGAUGCAUCAACGUGCAUGUUUUAAUAUUGUAGUUGGUCAAAGCAAGACUAUAAACAUCUUUAAACUUAAAAAAAAAAAAAAACUUUAUAUUUAGUUUAGUCUAUUGGUUUUCACCCUGUUGAUAGACCUUCCCCUAAGGCACACAAGAUAAAAUUGAGAGUAUGAAUAUUGGAAGAAUAUACAGAAAUGCAAUGUUUGACAUUUUAAAAUGUGGGUAUGUCACCAGAAGUUGCAUCACUUUCAUUAGAGUCAAAAACUGUUGGGGUUACAAAGCUUGUUUCCCUUAACAGCAAUGAUACUUGGGGGCUUUCUGCUGUCAUGAUGCAGCUAAAUUGUAAUAAACAAAAUGAUUCUCAAGAUACUUGCUCAGGAAAAUUGUUUUUAUUAGAGAUUUAAAGCUUUUUGAAUGUAGGUUCAAUUUAGGCCUUCCCAGAUAGCACAAACAUACUGGACCUAAUCCAGGCUAUUUUUGGUAUUUGAGGCAGGUUCAACAUGGGUUGAGGCAUUGUAUGGUCCACAUGUAGCCCAAAUAUCAUGACAAACUUGACAUUUGUCUCAUAUAAGGUGGACUUGCAUUGAGGCAGGCAAACUCACCAUAAGUCAACACCAUGAGUCAAGCUCAAAUGUGGCCCAUAAAAUAACUGCAGGUGUGGGAUAUUCUUUGCAAUCUAGUUUAUUUUUCUAAAGCUAUGAGUUGGUAAUCAGCUACAUUUUCUUGAUAUAGUAUGGGUUUGGCUUUUUUUUUAUAUAGUUAAGACUGGGCUAAUUAUUAAAGUAGCAUUUAUAGUCCAAAUAUUUUUAGUACAGUACUGCUGCUGACUAAAAUGCAGGUAAUAUCUUUCAGAUUGGCUUUUGUUUUCACAGUUUUAUAUGAAAAGCAAAACAAACAUUUUAAAAGAAGUGAAAUAUUAUAAUGCAUAAUAAUAGUUGUGAUGAUUUGCAUUUGUAGGGCACUUAGUGUUAUCACCUCCUUUAUUUUAACAGUUAUAUUAUUUGCCUCUUUUUCAAAAGCACAGAAGCAUCCGCAUUUAUCAUCUUUUGCCAAAAACAGGUUUGUCAAUUGGAACAGACUGUGUGUGCAAGUGUGUGUGUGGUGACUGAGUAUUUCUUAACCUCACUCACCAGUGUUAAAAUGGGAGCAUCACACACAGUCUCACAGUGUUACCUAAUUUAUUGCUCUGUUUAUUUUCCCAUCUGUUUGGCCUGACAGGACUGCUGAGUUUCCCUGCGCUGUCAGUUUCUGGAAGCAGGUGUGAGUGUGUAAUACAGUACAUAGUUUGUGGCAUGCACUUGUGUUUUAGGUUGCUAUGCAACAUGAUUGUAUCAGGGUAAACUAAUGAAGAUACUGCGCUUUGGUGAUCAGUGAUUUCUCUCAGUAUUACAAGUAUAAGAUAGUCAUUCUUUUCUCUACGCAGGGAACACAAUGGUGGAAUUCCAGGCAUGCUGAUAUCAACUUCCUGUGUUUUCAGCCCAUCGUUAGGUACAACUUCCUGCCUAUUGAGAUUAAGGAUCAGUUUGACAUAUGCUAACUCAGUAAUAAUGCUUAUGUAGAUGCAUACACACUCAUUUUUUUGACCUUGAAUGUGGCCAUGGAAGGUGAGGGGAAGGUGUUUGAUGUGUUUUCCCAGCAUUCCAGGCUUUUUCCAAAUACCGUGCCCCAAAAAACAGACACAUUCCUUGGUCUCACCGUCACAGGGCUAUUGUUCUUUCAGUAGGGAGUGAGUGACAGACACUUUUGUAUUAAGUAGAAAUGAAAAGUGGAUGAGAUAAAGCACCGAGGUAUGUUUUGAUGGAAAGACCAGACUGCUUAAUGACGGGGGUGUUUGUGUGGUCAUCUGUGUACAGCAUGUCCCUGUCCUGUGUUGUACAUAAAAACAGGAAAAUAAAAGCGCUGGAAGGUGUAGGGAGUGCGUGGCGCCACACAGAUGCUUGUGUAACCUCCUGUUCAAAGGCCUCCUGUUUCCUUACUACUGUACAUGGGGAAAUCUGGGCCAUACUGAAGCACACAUAGUUAUAACAUAUCUUUCAAAGCAGCCUGGACAUUUAGAUGCAUUUUUUCAGAGAUGUUGUAUUAAAGUUACAGUGAUACUUUUU
Messenger RNA from Archocentrus centrarchus (flier cichlid), 5784 nucleotides. It is a transcript of the gene csf2rb, whose product is annotated as colony stimulating factor 2 receptor subunit beta. The transcript is spliced from 15 exons. The coding region runs from base 161 to 2272 and encodes 703 amino acids. Gene Ontology annotation, biological process: cytokine-mediated signaling pathway. Gene Ontology annotation, molecular function: protein binding; cytokine receptor activity. Lineage: Eukaryota; Metazoa; Chordata; Actinopteri; Cichliformes; Cichlidae. Gene Ontology annotation, cellular component: external side of plasma membrane. The record is from RefSeq and is a predicted model, not a curated record.